Ichthyophthirius multifiliis is the source of this 1203-nucleotide messenger RNA. RefSeq lists its product as hypothetical. Gene Ontology annotation, cellular component: cytosol. The transcript has 2 exons. Gene Ontology annotation, molecular function: tRNA binding; sulfurtransferase activity. Gene Ontology annotation, biological process: tRNA wobble position uridine thiolation. The record is from RefSeq and is a predicted model, not a curated record. NCBI's taxonomy places the organism in Eukaryota, Ciliophora, Oligohymenophorea, Hymenostomatida. The annotation marks the transcript as partial.
AGGUUAAAACUUAAUAUUAUAAAAAACGAAAAUUGUUUAGUUUGUAUAAGUGGAGGUGCUAAUAGUACUACUUUAACGCAUUUAGUAGGAAAUACUAUAUAUAAUAGUUAAGGUAGGAAAAUGUUUUUUAAAGCAGAAUUAAUAUAUAUAGAUGAAUCCGUUUUAUAUGAAAAUAAAUAUAAAUAAUCUAAUUUAUAAAAAAUAGAAGAGUUAGCAAAAAAAUGUUAGCUUAAAUUGAAUGUUUUGCAUUUAUCAGAUAUUUAUAAUGAUCUGUUUGAAAAAAUCCCUCUUAUAAACGAAGAAUAGAGAACAUUAUUUGACUAAAAAUUGAUAAAAUUUUUAAACUUAUUUAAAAAUGUGGCUUCUUGUUAAGAAGAUAUUGUUUAGUUUAUUAAAACUUAGCUUUAUAUAGAAUAUGCUUAUAAGAAUAAUUUUAAUAGAAUUUUCUUAGGAAGUUGUGGGUAGAGGUUAGCAAGUAAAAUUUUUUCUUUGUUUUCUAAAGGAAGGGGAGGUUCAGCAGAUAAUGAAAUCUAAUUUAUUGAUUGGGUCGAAUAUGAAUAAAUGAAAAAUUUUUUUGGAUCAGAAAGUGAAUUUUAGAAUAAAAUUGGUAUUGGAAGGCCUUUAAAAGACUUUUUGAAUAAAGAAGUCCUGAAUUAUUUACAUUUAAAUGAUUUGCUAGGCUUUUUAGUUGAUAGACCUUAUUAUAUUUGUGAAAAUAAUAAAUAAAAUUCUAAAUUGCCUGGGUUUGGGAAUAUAGAUUUUAUAAUGGAGAAUUUUAUUGAUAAUAUUUAAGAAAAUUUCUGCUCUACGACUCAUACUAUAUUACAUACAAGUGAAAAAAUUAUUAAGAAGUUUACUCCAAAAGAAGGAAUUUUAUAAAGAUGUCCUCUGUGCUUUUAGUUUAGGGAUUAAAUUAAGAAUAUAUUAGAAAUAGAAACUUUUGAUAGUAGUUUAGGUUUGAUUUAUGGAGGAGAAAACAAUGAAGAUAAUACAGAAGAAUGCCUUAAGAAAAAAUACUUUGAAAGCGAAAAAAUUGCUAAAACAGAUAUUAGGAAUCUUAUUUUAUGUUUUGGUUGUAGAAGAAUUAUUUAAAAUUUAAAUGAUGAUAAAGUUAAUUUUUUCGAUAGUUAGCUUUUACCUUAAAGAAUUAUUGAUAGAACUAACAAAAUAGCUUAAUAAAUUAAUAAAUAUUAAGUUUUUUGA